AUGGCCAAUUUGAAAUUUCAUCUCGCGAUGACCAUGACAAAUGUCAAACUGUCAGUCAGGAACACGGCGUCUUGUAUCCAAGCCCAAAGCUGCCCGGACUCUGGAACCCAACCUCAGACGUCGGUUUCGAACGAACGACGAAGACUAGGGCUUCGCCUUCUUCCGUGGCUCCGAUUCUGCCCUAGUGAGAAAAUUCUAGGUUUUUUUAGUAAGACAGAGACCUGGAAAGGCAGCGAUGUAAGCUUUAUGUUAGACACUGGUCUUCGAAGCAACGCAGAACUUGAGCAAAAUCCUAUUGGCGUUAUGAUGACAACUCUGGCCAUACAACCAAUAAUGAUAGUUCAACCCACUGCUACAUUUGCAGGUGAAGAGGAUGAAAGUCAACAUCUUGCGUGGCAUGCUGUUGCUUCAUGGACAUGGGAUGCACAAGAUGAAACAUGUGGGAUUUGCAGGAUGGCAUUUGAUGGUUGUUGUCCUGAUUGUAAGCUCCCUGGGGAUGUUUGCCCACUAAUUUGGGGUGCAUGCAACCAUGCUUUCCAUCUUCAUUGCAUCUUAAAAUGGGUAAAUUCACAGACUUCUCAGGCACAUUGCCCCAUGUGUCGCAGGGAGUGGCAAUUCAAAGGAUGA
This is a messenger RNA of Prunus armeniaca (apricot), 627 nucleotides long. Lineage: Eukaryota; Viridiplantae; Streptophyta; Magnoliopsida; Rosales; Rosaceae. The record is from the annotation of a GenBank genome assembly.